CAUAAAUUUUAAAGACGUAACUCCCAUCCCGUGUAGGUCCACUACUGCAACGAAUAUUGGCUUGCCCAACCGCCAAGUGGUGACAGCUGGGCUACCUUAACAGAGCAGCGGAUUAUUCCACUGAGGGAAAAAACAGUCGGACCGACUCGGGUGGCAAACGUUUUCUCGUUUUCUGUGUUGGUGCUUGCUCGACACUGUGUAAGUUUUUGAAGGUAGACUGUUUCAAAAGUGUCACAUAUAAUUGUACUUGUUUAUUACUCAUAGUCUCAUUCAUAAGCUGCCCGUGCGGAUCUGUACCAGGUGUAAAUCUUGUGACAACACUCAAAGAUUAUGCCAGCAGUGGGCAGAAAACCACUGGAAGACUAUCAGACCACUUACAUGGAUACUGAUCAGUCCAGUUCAUCUCCGCGCACCCGCAGCGCGGCCCAGCGCACUCCUAACACUACACGGCGCUCUGAAUCCCCCAAUAAGAACAGUCCUUCGAAGAUGUACCCUGAUCUCAGUCAGCUGCGAAACGAGUAUGAUCCGCGGUAUCCUCGUGAUAUUAAACCGGUGUAUCCGAACAUUGCUAGCGAACGAGCACAUGCUGAUAAUUUUGUUUACCUGGCUUCUCAUUCACCAUAUAGGGAGGGUGUGCCGGCCGAAGAGCAUGUGUACGAAGAAAUCCGAGAGGAUGAGAAUGGGGCUAGUGCGCGUUGGGUGUAUGAGUCGACAAUGGGAGGUCCAGCACCAGAAGAUGAAUUUGUGCAGGAAUCACUGAAACCGCAGCCUCCUCCGCGUGUCCGUAAGGCGGUUGCGACCCGGAAUGUCGCGGAUGGGGAAGUCGAGCGGAAGACUUUACCGGAAGGACCCUUGUGGUUAAUAAUUGUCGCAGUUGCUUUCGGUGUGUUGGCCUUUUUUGCCAGGCAUCAGGUUGCAUCGUAUUGGAAUUGGUAUUGGACACCCACAGACAGUCAGCACGCGUUGGAUCGCUUCCAUGAAAACUUCAAAAAUUUUACUGCGGACUUCAAGAACGAUAUCCAUCCUGAUUCCCUAAAUGUUCUUCGUCAUGCAUUGGAGCAUCAUGUUGAAAUAGCGGAAAACUCGAAACAGCAGUAUCCCACUUGUAUCCUGCUUGCUGGCGACCGUGCCGGCUCAAAGUCGUUGAAUUGUUUGGCCGGCCGAAUUGCUGAAAUGAUUCCGUUUCCAGCUAGCAAGAACCCUCCUAAACGACCCAUUUACACGGUGGACUUGAAGGACGAUUCCCAUCUUCACAAUAAAGACCCCGACCACGAAGAUUUGCGGAGUCGUGUACACAGUGGCAUCAAUGAGGGUAUCAAUAACGGAGCGAAAAUUGUCGUUUUCCGCAAUCUGGAGGCACUGAUACCCAAAGACAUCCCAUUGCUGCAACUAUUCUACAGUUACUGCGAUGGCGAGAAUCCCACCUUUCCCAAAACACUGUGGAUAUUAACGGUCGGCACGGAGAACGUAACGUAUGCGGAUGAACGGGAAAUAGAAAUUAAAACAGACACACAUGACACACAUCGAAGUCUUGGAAGAAAAGUGGAGGAGUUUUUAGAGAGGAUUUUAGAGGGUAACCCAGAUGAUGCGGAAGCUGCGGAACGUGUUAGAAAACGAACCAGUGGCAACCCGAUUUUAACGCGGAUUGCCAAUUAUAUUAUUCCCGUUUUGAAAGCUCCGCAGACCACUGGCAAGUGUUGAUGUCGCAGUGAGCUUGGCACUGGAAUCUGACUGCAUGUUGCAGGUCUCUGCUGAAUUUCCUUUUGGUGUAAAUUAUUUGGGCUACUGGUAAAAUUAAUGGCUGCGGCAGUGUUUUCCAGCUGUAGAUUUUUUUAUAAACCGUUUGAUGAGCAGCUUGUUGUAUUAUUCCAUACCGUUGUUUCCGAAUUUUCGUUCGCAGCCAAAAACUUUCCCAUUUCAUAAUUUUCAGACCAGGAAGCUAAAUUGGUACUGUGGUUAAGAAAUAAAUCGGUUCGGUUACAAAGAACCAUUUAAAUGUGUACA
Paramacrobiotus metropolitanus is the source of this 2004-nucleotide messenger RNA. RefSeq lists its product as uncharacterized. Gene Ontology annotation, molecular function: ATPase activator activity. Lineage: Eukaryota; Metazoa; Tardigrada; Eutardigrada; Parachela; Macrobiotidae. Bases 331 to 1701 code for a protein of 456 amino acids. Gene Ontology annotation, cellular component: membrane. The record is from RefSeq and is a predicted model, not a curated record. Gene Ontology annotation, biological process: membrane organization. The transcript has 3 exons.